Molecule: messenger RNA, 2325 nt
Organism: Drosophila teissieri
Lineage: Eukaryota; Metazoa; Arthropoda; Insecta; Diptera; Drosophilidae
Gene: Arp8
Product: actin-related protein 8
Exons: 3
Coding region: 81-1904 (607 amino acids)
Biological process (GO): regulation of DNA-templated transcription; double-strand break repair
Cellular component (GO): Ino80 complex
Source: RefSeq, a predicted model, not a curated record
GGUCACACUGGUUUCGUUGUUAUUUGUUGUUGCCGCCGAUUUCCGCAUUUUCAAAGGAUUCGGAUUCCGGAAAGCAAAAGAUGCAACGAUCUCGUGCCAGCAGCACCAGCAGUGGCCGCCAGCCGGCGCCUCCGCCAAUUGGACUGCCCCAGCCGCAGGCGCAGCCACUGGAGGCGCCAAAGAUCAUCGUCAUUCAUCCGGGAUCGCAGCAUUUGAGGAUCGGACGGGCGGCCGACCUGAAUCCACUGACCCUGCUGCAUGCGGUGGCCUACAGGAGGCGUCAGCUGGCCGGCGAUAGGCCGCAUCAUGAUCCGCUCCUGCCGCCGCUGGACAACGUCAACUCCGCCCUGAUGGUCGAGUUCGAGGAGCAGCGCCUGGCGGUGUCGCGCAUUCUGCAGCACUGCGUCGUCGAUGACAAGAACCGUCUGCGGGUGGCCACUCCGCCGCAGCAGCUGGCCCACUUCAAUCGGAGCAGUCAGGCGGAGAAGGUGCCGCCACCAAGUGGCCCAAUAGCGGACGAGCCUUGGCUGGAUCGCGAGGCACCCGCUCUGUUCGACGACCGGAUCCUGCGACUCAGCGCCGUGGAUGCCCGCGACUAUGACAUCCAUUUCCCCAUGCAAAGGGGCGAGCUGAAUGUGCACAAGGAGAAGGGCGGUUCGCUACAGGCCAGCCUGCAGCACUUGGAGCGAAUCUGGUCGUACGCCCUGGAGGAGCGUCUAAAGAUCCCGCUGCGUGAACUGAGCACACACUGCGCCGUCUUGGUGGUCAACGAUGUCUAUGUGCGGCGGUACUUGCGCGAGUUCAUGACCCUGCUGCUGCAGCGUUUGGGUUUUCGGCGCUGCUUCCUCGUGCAGGACAGCGUGGCCUCCACCUAUGGCGCCGGCAUCGGCUACGGCUGUGUGGUGGACAUUGGCGCUCAGAAGACCUCCAUUGCCUGCAUCGAGGAUGGCAUUUCGCAGCUGGAUGCCAGGGUGCGACUGCCCUAUGGCGGCGGCGAUCUGAAUCAGGUGCUACUCCUGCUGCUGCGCAAGUGCGGCUUUCCCUAUCGCGAGUGCAAUGUGCAGGAGAGCUAUGUGGAUGCCCAUCUGCUGGACGAGCUAAAGGAGAAGUUCUGCCAUCUGAAUGCCAGCGUUUGUGGCGCCCAGGAGAAGCACUUCAACCUGCGCAAACAGAACGGCCAGUGGCUGCGCUACACCAUACAGGUGGGCGAUGAGGCCCUUAUGGCACCACUGGCCCUCUUCCACACGGAGCUGCUGAGUAUCACUGGACGGACCAAAGCUGUUUGUACGCAGCAGGCGGCGCAGGACCAAUACGACUGCGAGGACUGCUUCGAUGCGGAGUAUCUGAAGGAGACGGGUCGAAAGAAUGGGGUGAGAGGUGGAGACAGUUUGCCCCUGACCACCAGCGGAUCCCAGCCGCGACCCCAGCUGCCCGUGACCGCCGACGAUGAGGAGCUCAUUGUGGUGGAUCAGGACGAGACCAACAGUAACUGUCAGUCACAGCCGGGAUCACAGACAGCUGGUGGGCAGCUGAACUCGAACGGCUGCUACCACAACGGCCAGGGUCAGGUUUUGCCUUUGGACCAGGCCGUCAUCCAAGCCAUUAGCCGGCUGUCCAACUACGAGACCAAGCGCAAGAUGUUUGGCUCCAUUCUGCUCGUGGGCAGCAGUGCCAAGUUGCCGGGCCUGGCUGCCUGGCUGGAGCACCGGAUUAGCCAGCAGGUGCAGUCCACCGGCACCGAGGUGAACGUCCUCACCAAGGGCAUGGACGCCGGCAUGGUGGCGUGGAAGGGAGCCGCCAUUAUGUCCGUGCUGGAGAGUGCGCGCGAGCUGUGGAUAUCGCAGCACGACUGGCAGCGCCAUGGACUGCGGGUGCUCCGCGAAAGGUCUCCCUUCCUCUGGUGAGAUGGUGUAGCCCCACUGCAUUUCGAAUAUGUUUGAGGAUUGUUCUGAUCUGUAGGGUUUGUAAUUGUUAACAGAGUACAAGUAGUAUCGUAUCCAUAGGCUAAAGUGCCGACCAAAGCGUUACCCUGAAGGAAACACUUUGGAUGGAUUCAUACAAAAUGGUAAAAUUAUUUAUUUUAAGGCACGUAAAAAGUACGCAGAAUGCAAACAGGAAUCUGAGCCUGUUUUUGCUUUUGCUUCUUUGUAUUUAGAAUUAUAUGACUAUGUUUCAGUGGCAGAUUAGGUAAACAAAUUUAGAGUACAGCGAUAAGCACAGUAUAUACGCAAAUUUAACGAUUGCCAAAAAACAAAAGAAAAUAAAAAGAGGGCAACAAAAACAUCAACAAAGAAUAAAGCUAUUCUUAUUGCUUUGGCCGUGAAA